Anguilla rostrata (American eel) is the source of this 2119-nucleotide messenger RNA. RefSeq names its product calcium regulated heat stable protein 1 (gene carhsp1). Gene Ontology annotation, cellular component: cytoplasm. Gene Ontology annotation, biological process: regulation of mRNA stability. Gene Ontology annotation, molecular function: mRNA 3'-UTR binding. Lineage: Eukaryota; Metazoa; Chordata; Actinopteri; Anguilliformes; Anguillidae. The coding region runs from base 510 to 983 and encodes 157 amino acids. The transcript has 4 exons. The record is from RefSeq and is a predicted model, not a curated record.
UUUAAAAAAUUGCCUCUAUGUAGGUUUAGAGGUUCAUUAGUUUAUGCCUGUCCUGUAUUUGUAGGCGGUAUCUUCACUAUAACGUAUGUACAAAUAAUGGUAGUGUUUUAGUUGUUUAGUGUCUUGUUCUCCGGAUUCGCAUUUUUUACUUGCAUUUAACAACUAGAGAGAUUACGGUAACGUACUCCUCAUGAUGUCAUUGCUAGCUGAAACCGUCUAUGUCAGGGUCUUCGGUGCAAUUUAACUCAGUUAUUGUCACCUUGGUAAAGCUUUGUUACCAUUUGUUGUGAAAACGGACAUUCUAAUGAGCCUACUUGGGGGAUGAAAUAUUUAAUGCGUGGAUAUUAGACUACGUUACCGUAAAUUAACCUGUAUUAAACCAGAGAAUAGGCUGCCACUAGGCUACUCUUCGUCAGCUCGCCUUCAAAGUUAUAAAAAGCUCCAGGUAGCUGGUCAGAGGAGGAGUUUAUCAGAGCGUAAGAGACAGAGUCUUUCCCCCCCCCCCCAUCAUGUCCUCAGAAGCCACUCCUCCCAUCCAGCAGGGGGCGCCCCAGACCCUGGUGUCCCCAGGCUCCCCCGUCUCACCCAGCUCCCUCAGUCUGCCCAAGUACCGCGCCCGGGACCGCUCCCCGUCCCCCAUGAGGGGCUACCUGAUCCCCAGCCCCCUGCCUACUCGCCGAACCCGAACCUGCUCUGCAUCUGCCCGUGCGUCAGAGGGGCCCAGCUUCACCGGCGUCUGCAAGUGCUUCUCACGCUCCAAAGGGCACGGUUUCAUCACACCUGCUGACGGCGGCAACGACAUCUUCGUGCACAUCUCAGACAUCGAGGGGGAGUACGUGCCGGUGGAAGGCGACGAGGUCAGCUACAAGAUCUGCUCCAUCCCACCCAAACACGAGAAGGUGCAGGCCGUGGACGUGGCCAUCACCCACCUGGCCCCCGGGACCAAGCACGAGACCUGGUCAGGGAGCGUGAUCAGCUCGUAACCGGGGAGACGGAGGGGGGGGGGGGGCUGCAAAAGGCUGUAAAACCCAGGGCUACAGCAAGGCACACUGAACUUAUGGAUCAUGCUGGGGGGAGGGAGGGAGAGAGAGAAAGAGAGGGAGAGGGAGAGAGGGAGAGGGAGAGGGAAGACCCUGCACAGAAACAGAUGUUAGAGCACACAGGCAACCACACAGACUUUUUCUUCCAUUUUUUUUGGGUCGUGGUGGGGUGGGGUUGGUGACGGUUAGUAAUGGGAGAGUGAGGUUAUGUGGGGGAAAGGAGGCUGUCAGUCAUUUUUCACGACCAAUCAUAAGGUUCAAUCCCCAACGCGACGAUUGGUUCAAACCAGAGUAUGACCAAUAGCUCUGCCUAUUUUAGCUUUGACAAAGCCUGAUUUUACCCAUUACAGGCGGUUAAAGUAAACUACAUUUUUUUCUCCAUAUCUGGGACUGGGAAAAAAUUAGAGUUGUUUCUUAGCUUCUGAAAUGUAAGUAACAACCAUCCUCACCCCCUUUAUAUUUAAACUCCACAUAAUGGACAUUUGUUUAAUGCUUGUACAAUUUAAGAGCGCACAAGUAUUUGGUUCAUUUUGACCAUUCAUCAUUAUUCCUUUCAAUGGUAGACCUCUGAUUUGCCAUUCUUUAUAAUGUGCUGAGAUGGAAACUUGAAAAAUGUAAUUUGUCAAAAUAUGCUGCACAUAUUAUUCACACAUUAUUGUCUAUUAUUAUUGCAGUUCUCAUAUUUCAGUUUGAAUACAUAUUCAAUACACAAUUUAAAGCAUUCUGAAAACAGCAACUAUUCAUAUUGAUCAAUUUCAAAUUAUUCUGGAUGUACUAUACUAUAAAGGAUAUCAGAAAUUCUUUGUUUCCAUCUGAUUUUCUGCUGUCAGACAGAAUUCAAAUUCAGUAGAAAUAAGCGGAGUCCAGACUUGUGUCUAGUUUCUCUAUUCCACACUGGAUGCAUCUGGGCAGAGCGACUCAUUUCUUUUUCAGUGGUUCUCAGUGAUCUUUCAAAAACGAAUUUUACACACACAUGUGCCUGUCUGCCUGCCUUCAGUUCAUUCAGUUCAUUCUCUACCUGGAGUUAUAAUUUGAUGUUGAAUUACUGAAUAAAAUAAAAGUUUUGUGAGAUGCAGCAA